ACCGAUGAGGGUAAAAAAAUUUGUAAAAAAUUCAAGGCCUAUCCGGAUAAAGUGGCGAUUAAACAUUACCAUAACGGUGAGUUCAACAGAGAUUACGAAAGGCCGAGAAAGUUGGCUACGAUGGUACGAUUUUUGUCUGACCCGACCGGGGAACCAGCAUGGGAAGAAGAUCCUGCUAGCGUAGACGUCGUCCACAUGCACUCGUCGAAAGCUUUGCUGUCUUAUUUAAAGAAAGAAAAGCUGCCCGUUUUCGUCAUGUUCUACGCACCGUGGUGCACCCACUGUAAGAAAUUGAAGUCUCCUUUCGCAGAGGUGGCUACUGAACUGAAGGGAAAAACGGUGCUGAUAGGCGUUGACCUGAUGGAACAGGAAAAUCGACCGAUUGAGUCCGUCUACAAUAUCACCGGCUUUCCGACCCUUCUCUACUUUGAGAACGGCCAUUUCAAGUUCCAGUACAACGGGGAACGCGAUAAAGAGAGCAUUUUAAAGUGGCUGAAGAGUCCAGCUUUCUCUGAAGUCCCUGGCGAGCCGUCGUCGUGGGCCGACGAAAAAUCAGACGUUGUUCAUCUGAGUGAUGCGACGUUCGAUUCGUUCAUUGCCAAGCAGUUAAACGCGAUCGUCAUGUUCUAUGCCCCAUGGUGUGGCCAUUGCAAAAAGUUGAAACCUGCAUACACGGAAGCAGCCAGAAUGCUGAAGGAAAGUUCUGUUCGAGGCACGUUUGCCGCCAUUGACGCUACGACUAACCCAGGCGUAUCGGAGCGAUUUAAACUACAGGGUUAUCCUACGCUGAAGUACUUUCAGCACGGCACGUUUGUGAUGGAUGUUGACGAACGAAGCGCAGACGGUUUGGUCAAUUUCAUGUCUAACCCUCCUGACGCGUCGAAAAUUCCGUCGACUCCCGCACCGCCAGCGCAGGAGGAAAUGGACUGGGGCAACGUCGUGCAACUGACAUCGGCUUCUUUUCAGGGCGAGCUGCGAAGCAAAAAGUUCGCCUUGGUGAUGUUCUAUGCGCCAUGGUGUGGACACUGUAAGGCUGCAAAACCAGAAUUUAUCGCGGCAGCUCAAAGCUUUUCCGGGGAGAGCAGGGUGGUAUUCGGUGCCGUCGACUGCACUGUAGAAAACAACCUUUGCUCGGCGUACCACGUCCAAGGAUUUCCGACUAUUAUUUUCUUCAGUUACUUGAAACUGCAGAUACCGUAUAAUGGACAGCGAGCGGCAACCGAUUUUAUUGGCUUCAUCAAAUCUCGAAUAUCCUCUGAAGAAGCAGAGCAAGAAAAAAGUGACCAUGAGACUCCGUUGAACCAGGUGACUGAAUUUGGCAAGGACGUAUUUGUGCUGACGCCGGAAAACUUUGCCCCAAAGUUGGAACCACUCGACAAGGCCGUCGUAUUCUUUCACGCCGAUUGGUGUGUACACUGCCAAAAUGCGAAGGAGGCAUACAGUAAAGCGGCGACCAAGCUGCGCAACAAAAUAUUGCUUACGUCCUUCUCGUGUACGGAGUACCCAGGGUUCUGCAUGGAACACGGCUUAAUGGGCUACCCUUCGAUUUUCUUCUAUGCCAACGGCAAACUUUCCGCGAUUUACAACGGCGACCGGUCGACUAAAAGCUUCGUGGAAAAAUUUUCCGGCGAACCAGACAAAAUGGAACAAAAAUCGAAAACCGAGUUAUAG
Messenger RNA from Soboliphyme baturini, 1671 nucleotides. The record is from the annotation of a GenBank genome assembly. NCBI's taxonomy places the organism in Eukaryota, Metazoa, Nematoda, Enoplea, Dioctophymatida, Soboliphymatidae.